CUGUAUAUAUCACUAUCAGAAAUAAAAGUUGAUGGAGAAACGUGUACAGUAUUACAGUGUUAGCCAAUUAUAAGAACAAGGGGAACAUCAUAAAUUCACAUCAUUGAGCGACUAAUGUUAUGCUAGGCCAACUACUAAACUACGAAAAAUGUGACUGAAACCAAAGGGUGACCGUUUCUUUGUGAAAUUUUUAAAGAACCGAAAAUGCAAAAAAUGUUAUUAUUAUUAUUAUUAUUAUUAUUAUUAUUAUUAUUAUUAUUAUUAUUAUUAUUAUUAUUAUUGUUAUUAUGCCUAUGUAUUUUUUUAUCACUUGAAAAUAUGUCCCUACAUGCGUAUAAUGCGCAGAGAGGUACAAUGUUUUAUUUAAAUACUAAGCGCCGUUAGUGAUAGAACUGUACAUAUUAAACAUAAUUAAUAAUAAGAAUAAUACUAAUAGAAAAGUCGCAACAAGUAACAUUUCAAAUAAGCAUUUUAAGAAUAUCUUCCCCCUUGCAAAUGCAUAUAUGUGCAUUUGACAUAGUUUCAAAGCAUGUCUGUUUUGUGGCUCUCCCGGUGCGUUUUAAUUGCACUCUGAUCUUAUUUUCAUCACCUGAAUUCCCAGUUCGUUUCCCACCAGCACUAACACGCCUCGCUCGAUCACCAACUAGCCUUGUAAAUUAAUGCUCUUUCUCUGGGGUUAUUUGCCCUAAGAGAAGGGAACGGUUUACAAUAGAUAUUUCCAGUCCACAAAGGGAUGCUCACAUGCAUGAGGGUUAGCUUCAAAGAAAACAUGCACUAUUUUUUUUUUUUUAAUACAAGUUAAUGGUAGGCUACUGUUCACUAUUAUGUAUUACUGUGAACAUAUAAGGUGUUAUAAACGUCUUUUUAGAAAGUGGUUCCCAAAUAGGCGACGGAAGCCUAAACACUGAGUUUAAGAUAAACAAAUAGAAAGACAGCGACUGAGUUCUAAAUGGAUAUAUAGUUCAAUACUAACACAAUGUAUGCGUGAAAAACAGGCCUACUGUGCAAAAAAAGGUUCUACCAAUAAUAAUUAGGAUCUGAAGUUAAGAAAUGUAAAUACUAAAUGUCCUGGCAACCGUUUCCUUUCUUUUGGUCCAUUGUAAUGUCCUUCAGGAUUUUGUAAAAUGAUGCCACCACCUCGACGAAAUCCUGCUAAUGGUUUCAUUACCAACUUAAUGAUCACUUGACACUUGCAAUGAUCCGUUAGAAGUUUUUUGGAGCGUUCUCAGCCACCGCACUGUGUGAAUUUGCUCAGUUUGUAAUUUUACACUGCAUCGCAGCUGGGACAGAUCUGUAACGGUGCAAUUUGUCUCGACCAUAAAAAUGAGCAAACCUUGGAAAGCUGAGAAAAAGCAUUGCUUUACUGUUUGGUUUGAAAAAAGAUCAGGUCACAGCAGCAGUUAAAUCUUACAAAUAUAUAUUUUAUGGGGGUGCAUUCCCUUUUAUUUAGGCAAUAUAUGAUUAUAUUGCAUAGCACGUUUUUAUCAUAAACUUCUUAAGAUGAGGAAUUAAAUAACCGAUACCUUCAAAUGUCUGGAUCAAUCCAAAAAGUUAUACAUCUAAUAAUGCAUAUUUUAAUUCAAUAAGAAUAAUUAUUAUCCACGUGCGGUUAUUAUUUUAUGUAGCUACAUCAUUUAAAAAAGCAUACCAAUGGUGAUUUAAGUUUAAAAAAACAACAACUUAACAUCAAAUAAAAUCCUACACUAUGGGUGAAAAAUGUAUUUGUUAAAAAAACCAAAAAAAAAAACCCAUAAAUGUUCUCAAUGUUAUUCAUUGCAAUCAAAAAGAAAGAUUAGACUAUUUGAUAUAUUAAAUAAAUAAAUGAUUUCAAACAGAUAGAUUGUCUGAAAAUACAGAUGUGAGAACAAAAACAGCAGGGUGCGUGAUCUUAAAACUGGGAGGGGGAAUUUUCUCAUCCUUCAAGUGGGCGAUGGGAUAUGCUAAUUAACAGCUGGCCAAUGUGGGCUAGCUACUCCAGCCUUGGAUAUAUAAGAGGCCCCUUGGCUGCAGCAAAGACACUUCACUCAAUUACCUAACUUAUUUAGAACUUUCCUGCUGGCUUCGCACUGAAAGAUUUUUCACAGCCUUCAUCUUAGAGCAAGCCUGUGAAGAAACUCCAGAAGUUUUCUACCUACAGCAACCAGCAAUGGAAAUCUCAGACAGCUGCCACUUUUCCCCAACUCAGUUGUUUCAUGAUAGUUCUUGCAUCCCUUCCCCAGAGGGCUCAGAGUUCAUAGAUGACUUUGAGCACAGGCUGGCCGGUUUGGAGGACCUUCAAGGGUCCGACGAGGAUGAGCAUGUGAGAGCCCCCAGUGGCCACCACCAAGCUGGCCAUUGCCUGAUGUGGGCUUGCAAAGCGUGCAAGAGGAAGUCAAGCACAGUGGACCGGAGAAAGGCAGCUACCAUGCGGGAGAGGAGGAGGCUCAAGAAGGUGAACCAGGCGUUUGAGAACCUCAGGAGGUGUACCUCUGCUAACCCCAACCAGAGGCUGCCCAAGGUGGAGAUCCUGCGCAACGCUAUCCACUACAUUGAGAGUCUCCAGGAUGUCCUGAGAGAGCAGGUGGAGAACUACUACAGCCUGCCUGGACAGAGCAGCUCUGAGCCAGGCAGCCCGAAUUCCAACUGUUCUGAUGGAAUGGAGUGCAACAGCCCCGUUUGGUCACACAGAAACAGCUGCUACAGCCACGAGUUACAGAAUGUGUUCCCCAGUGAGAGAGGCCCUGCUGUGUCCAGUUUGGAAUGCUUAACAAGUAUAGUGGACCGCCUUUCCUCAUCCAAUCAAUGUGGUUUGGCUGUGCGAGACAGCAGCAGUGCCCUAUCACCUAACAGCACUGACUCUCUACCCAGCACUCCAGGAACGCCGCCCACAAAACCUGUUUACCAUGUGCUGUGAACCACUGACAGCCCCUCUAACAGACAUUAAUAUAUUAAAUAAAGAGGCCAAGAACAUCAAGAAUGCAGACUUUAUAUACUGGAUAUAGG
Molecule: messenger RNA, 2982 nt
Organism: Polyodon spathula (Mississippi paddlefish)
Lineage: Eukaryota; Metazoa; Chordata; Actinopteri; Acipenseriformes; Polyodontidae
Product: myogenic factor 5-like
Exons: 3
Coding region: 2147-2893 (248 amino acids)
Biological process (GO): positive regulation of myoblast differentiation; regulation of transcription by RNA polymerase II; muscle organ development
Molecular function (GO): protein dimerization activity; DNA-binding transcription factor activity, RNA polymerase II-specific; RNA polymerase II cis-regulatory region sequence-specific DNA binding
Source: RefSeq, a predicted model, not a curated record